Thlaspi arvense is the source of this 3136-nucleotide messenger RNA. The record is from the annotation of a GenBank genome assembly. NCBI's taxonomy places the organism in Eukaryota, Viridiplantae, Streptophyta, Magnoliopsida, Brassicales, Brassicaceae.
UCUACUUGUAUUUACGACCGGUCCCUGCUUAUCGUGUGACCUUAUUACCUCUUUUUAGUCUUUUCGACGCGCCGCCUUUCAGCUCAGCCGUUCUGCUUUGGCCGGAGAUGGUUCACGUCGAAGCCGUGGAGGUGAAGAGGAUUCCGGAGAUGGAUUCCGUGGAGAAGAUUCCGGAGAUGGAUUCCGUGGAGAAGAUGCCGGAGAUGGAUUCCCUGGAGAAGAUUCCUGAGAUGGAUUCCGUGGAGAAGAUGCCGGAGAUGGAUUCGGUGGAGAAGAUUCCGGAGAUGGAUUCAGUGGAGACGAUGCCGGAGAUGGAUUGGGUGGAGAAGAUUCCGGAGAUGGAUUCGGCGGAGAAGAUGCCGGAGAUGGAUUCGGUGGAGAAGAUUCCGGAGAUGGGUCCCGUGGAAGCCGUGGAGAAGAUUUUGAAUUACAGUUUCGAGAACAAGAGCCUGCUGAGAGAAGCGCUAACGCCCACCUCAACUAGUACGAUGAAGUCUAGUAUGAAGUCUCCAUUAUUCGAACGGCUCGAGUUCCUCGGCGACUCGGUUCUCGGUCUCGCCUUCACGAACCACAUCCACUUCGAGUACCCUAAUCUCGACCUGAAGGAGCAGCGUGCGUUGCGAUCCAUCAAUGUAUGUAACGAGAAAUUCGCUCGCAACGCCGUCAACCACGGCCUCCACAAGUUGCUCAUACACGAUGGUGAUCAUCUUGUAAAUGUGGAAAAUUUUUUAGAGGCGGUGAGCAAAGAAGAUGGUCCACUUUGGUAUGCGAGAUCCGUGAAAGCCCCGAAGAUCCUCGCUGACCUCGUGGAGUCCAUAGCUGGAGCUGUUUACGUUGAUUUGAAUCUCGAUAUACAAAGGCUAUGGGAGAUCUUCAGGUGUCUUUUGGAGCCAAUGCUCACGCUGAAGGAUUUGCGGCAGCAGCAAAAACCAGUCAACAUGCUUUCUCGGUUGGGUGAUAAGCUCAAGAGGCGGAUAGAAAUCAGGUGUCGCGAUUGCAAAGACGGCGGCAUUACUGCUGAGGUUUAUCUUGAUGAUACAUGUAUAGCUUCUGGGAGUGCUAAGCAGGUAUGUGUUGCGAAGAUGUUGGCUGCUACGGAAGCGUUACGGAAGUUGUCAGAAUCUGAGCCCGUUGAAAAGGUUAUCAGUGAUAGUGUUCUAGUCGUUGAAGCUGAAGAUACGAAAGGGAAGUUGUCUGAGAUUUGCUCCACUGAGAAGCUCCAGAUACAGACCGGAUCAUCUUCUUUACCUAGUACCUCUGGGACCCUUUUGACAGAAAUGACGCCAACAACUGAUGAAGAUUGUCUACAUGUUGAACCUGAAGAUGUGAAAGGGAAGAUGGUUGAGACUUGCUCCACUCGGAAGCUCCCGUUACAGAAUGGAUCAUCUGGUUUGCCCACCGCCUCUGAGAACCCUUUAACCUAUGAAAUGACACAGAAACAAAUGGUUAUUGAUGAGUAUAGUCUAGAGGUUGAACCUGUAUAUGCGAAAGCUAAGUUACGUGAGAUUUGCACCAAAAGAAAGUGGCCCAAUCCGAUUUUCAGUAUUGAGGAAGUAGGAGUAAAACACGACAAGAGAUUUGUUUGUUCAGUCAAGAUUAAGAUCCCAACUAUGGAAGGUGCGUUUCACACGAAGGGAGAAGAAAGAGCAAGGAAAAAGGAAGCAGAAAACUCCUCAGCCUACCACAUGUUAAGAGCCUUGAAAUCUCCUCUAAUGAGUCUUGUCUUAAGGAGUCCGGAAAUGCAAGAGAGUGUAGGGAAGAAGAAGAAGAAGAAUCUGCAAAGAAAAAUGAUUCGAGAGAUGGAUUCCGUGGAGGUGGAAGCCGUGGAGAAGAUUUUGAAAUACAGUUUCGUGAACAAGGGACUACUCAAGGACGCGCUUACGCGCUCACCUUACGAGAAGCUUUCUUCAGUCUCUCGGCUUCAGUUCCUCGGCGGAGCUGCUCUUUCCCUCGCCUUCACUACUCACUUCUACCUCUCAUACCCUAACUACGAGCCCAAGGAGUUGACUCCUCUGCGGUGGAUAAAUAUAACGAAGGAGAAAUUCGGUCGUGACGCCAUCAAACACGGCCUCUACCAAUUCCUUAUAGGCGAAGUACCAGAUGAAAAGGCAAGAAAAUUCAUAGAGGCUGUGAGCAAAGAAGAUGAUCCACUUCCGUAUGGUGGAAUCAGUAACGCCCCAAGAAUCCUCGGUGACGUCAUAGAGACUGUAGCUGGAGCUAUUUAUAUUGAUGUGAAUUUUGAUGUACGAAGACUCUGGGAGAUUUGCAGGUUUCUUUUCGAGCCAGUAUAUACACUGGAUGAUUUGCGGCGGCAACCUCAACCACUUGCUACGCUAUUUCGUCUGGCUGAUAAACACGGAAAGCGAGUCGAGUUCAGGUAUUGCGAUGGCGAGCCCUACGGGCCCACUGUUGCUCAGGUGUAUCUUGAUGAUACGUAUAUAGCUUGUGGGAAUCCCAGAGGGGAUAUACAUCAUGCGAAGCUGACCGCUGCUAAGAAAGCGUUACAGAAGUUGUCAGAAGGUAUGCCCAUUGAAAUGGUUGUGGAUGAGGAUAGUCUUGACAUCGAAAUCGAAGAUGCCAAGGAGAAGUUGAUUGAGAUUUGCAACAAGAGAAAAUGGCCCAACCCGAUUUACAGUAUUGAGAAGGCAGGGAAGGGAUUAGUUUGUUCAGCAGUUAAGAUUGAGACUCCAACUGAGGAAGGUACCUUAUACAUCAAGGGAGAUAAGAACAAAAAGAGAAAGAUUGCAGAAAACUCAUCAGCUUCUCUCAUGAUAAGAGCUUUGAAAUUUCAUCUAAAGGAUGAUUUGUAAAGUUAAAAAGUGCUUUUACCUUGAACCACCAUAGUCUCUAUAACAUUAUCAACAGCUUUUGGGUCAUUAGGAAAAGAGAUUCUUGUCGUCUUAGACUUAUUUAGUUUAAUAGAUGAGGAGAGGAAGUUUCGUCUUGUUUCAGGCAAGGCAGUGUAUGUUUUCGAUAUGUUGUCUUUUUUUAGUUCAGGAUUAGUCUUUUAUUUAUUACAAAAAUUAAAUAUGUUUAUUACAUGAGGAUAUUACAAACGUUUCUUAUGCCGAAUCAUUAUAAACCUUUUUUCUUAGCGGUAGUUGAAUAUUUUUGUUGUUCUCGUCUUACUUUCUCG